AUGUUCUCCUUGAUCUCUAUCCUCUGGUUCCUGAAGAUUUCCUUUAGUUUUUGUCAUUUGAGUGACCCCAGAUGCUUUUGGAGAAUAAAAGACACUGAAAAUAAUCUAGGAGAUAAAGAAAAUUAUUGUCUAUUUUCUAUUUCCACAAAACAUGGUUAUGUGAAGAAUGAUUUUUUCACUUGGAUUCUAGACAAGCAGUAAGAGCCUACACAAAACAGAUUGUUGUACAGUUGUUCACUGUUAAUUUGUCACCAAUACAUGGAAAUUUAUAUCAUUAGUAUAAACAUGACAGCACAACUCAGUAUAUUUAUAUUAUUUAGAGACUCACAAGAGGUUGGAUACAUUUGUAAUAAUGAGAUGAAGAAUAAAUACUUUCUCUCAUGAAUACAUUUUACUCAAGCACACUUUGCUUUUACAAGUAUUCCUCUGCAUUCGUUCAUGUUCAUAUUGUUGCCUAUGUUAUGUAUUUUUCAGCUUUACUGUGGUCAUUUUCAUCUUCAUUUGAGUGAUAAUGAGCAANUUCCUCAUCUUUACCAGAUAUCUCCAAAGGACACAUCUCUACCACUAGCCAUGGUGUCCUUAGUGGUUUAUUUCAGAUGGAACUGGAUAGGAGCGAUAGUAACAAAUGAUGACCAUGGAAUUCAAUUCCUUUCUGAAUUGAGAAGAGAAAUGCAAAACAACAUUAUCUGUUUAUCGGUUGCUAUUAUUAUCAAAAUUGAUAAGUUCAUGGACCUUAAAGAGUUACAUAUGUAUUAUAAACAAAUCUUAAUGUCAUCAGCAAAAGUUGUGAUAGUUUAUGGAUACAAAGACUCUUCCAUGAUCCAUGCCCUCAUUGUGUUCAAAUCUGAAGGCAUUUUUCGAAUCUGGGUUAGUGUGUCACAAUUUGAUAUGAUCACGUUUCUAGGAAAUUUCUUGCUGUACUCCUCUAUGGGGACUUUCAUUUUUUCACACCANAAACCUGAAAUAUCUGGCUUUGAACAAUUUAUCCAAAGAGUACACNCUUCAAACUACAGUAGUGGAUUUUACUUAGCCAAACUAUGGUGGACAUAUUUUAGUUGUUUAUUGCCACCCUCUAAUUGUAAGAAGCUGAAGAAUUGNCCCACCAAAAAUGUAUUUAAAUGGUUAUUCAUGACACCAUUUGGAAUGGCCAUGAGUGAUACAUGCUACAACCUAUACAAUGGUAUGUAUGCUGUGGCCCUCUCACUUCAUGAGAUGCUUCUGCAACAAGUAGACACAUGGUCAAAGAAUGCUGGGAUAGAACUGGAAUUUGACCCUUGGAAGAUGUUCUCUAUUCUGAAGACAUUACAAUUUGUAAAUCCUGCUGGAGACCUAGUCUACAUGAACCAGAAUUUGAAACAGGAUGUAAAGUAUGACAUUUUCUAUAUCAUGGAUUUUCAAAAAGAUUAUGGACUUAAAAUGAAAAUAGGAAGAUUUUCAGCGCAUCUUCCAAGUGGUGAGCAGCUAUAUAUGUCUAAGGAAAUGAUGGAGUGGGCUACAGAUAUUGAUCAGAUUCCACCUUCAAUAUGUACUAUGCCUUGUAGACCAGGACUCAGAAAAUCCUCUCAGGAAGGAAAAGACAUCUGUUGUUUUGAUUGUAACCCCUGCCCAGAAAAUGAAAUUUCCAACACGACAAACAUGGAUCAGUGUGUGAAGUGUCCAGAAGAUCAAUAUGCCAAUGAAGACCAUACUCUCUGUCUCCAAAAAGUUGUGACUGUUUUAGAUUAUAAAGACCCUUUGGGAAAGGCUCUGGCUGGCUUUGCUCUAGGCUUCUCUGUCCUUACAUCUGUUGUAUUGGGUGUCUUCCUGAAACACAGAGAUACUCCCAUAGUCAAAGCCAAUAACCAAACUCUCAGCUAUGUCC
This is a messenger RNA of Mus pahari (shrew mouse), 1861 nucleotides long. RefSeq names its product vomeronasal type-2 receptor 116-like. The record is from RefSeq and is a predicted model, not a curated record. Gene Ontology annotation, molecular function: G protein-coupled receptor activity. Gene Ontology annotation, biological process: G protein-coupled receptor signaling pathway. Gene Ontology annotation, cellular component: membrane. The transcript is spliced from 6 exons. The annotation marks the transcript as partial. Lineage: Eukaryota; Metazoa; Chordata; Mammalia; Rodentia; Muridae.